Microthlaspi erraticum is the source of this 219-nucleotide messenger RNA. NCBI's taxonomy places the organism in Eukaryota, Viridiplantae, Streptophyta, Magnoliopsida, Brassicales, Brassicaceae. The record is from the annotation of a GenBank genome assembly.
AUGACGAUCCUGAUUGAGGGGAAGCUCGAGGACGAGAUAUCGGUCAUGACGUACCUCUGCGCUAAAGUUGUUGUGUGUUUCAGGUAUUCCGGACUCCCGUACACCACGGUCAAGAAUCAGGCGGAUAACGUGGCUAGCAUCGCCAACGAUCAGCCACCGCCUGCUAAUCAGCCUGGCACCAGCGAACAGCAUAGCACCAGCGCCUGCUAUUCAGCCUAG